CCACAGACCGGUGGUAAAACCUACCAAUGAGCUCAUAUCUGAAGGAUCCAGGACGUGACUUCAUCCAGGGGUCACGGAGAAGAAGAACACACACACACACACACACACACAUACAAUCGCAGACACACACAGUGGCCAAACCAGAUGAAACCAACCAAGGUGCUGGAGCUUCGCCUCAAACCCAAACCACACUGUGCUCACCACCGGGCCUCCAUAAUGACGGGGGUAGAUGCUGUGUGUGUGUGUCUGUGUGUGUGCAUCUACAUGUGCAUGCAUGCUUGUGUGAAGCAGGGGUGUGUGUUUUCCUCCUACCGUCUUCCUGCACUUCUUGCAUGUCUGUCACUGACUUCUGCAGGUCCGAGCUGGAAGCUUUGCAGUACAGGAGCAGCUAAACAACAGGUAUCGAUAGCAGGUGCUGGUCUGAACAUGGCCUCUUCCAAUCUGAGCGUGGUGCUGAUGCUGUUGGCCGUUGCUGUGGUAACGGUGUCGGCCCAGAGGCGGCGCCCGGCAACCACCUCGACGACGACGGGCGAGUGGAACUACAGGGAUGGCUCCGAGAGGGUGAACAUGCGAGGCGUCUCAAACCUGACUCAGGUUCUGGACAACUGGAGGUUCGACAUCCUGAACCAGAUGCGAGGUCUCCUGCAGAACGACCACCAGUCCCUGCUGCCCGACUACGCCAGGAUCCAGCCGCUGUCCGAGGCUCUGGACGACCUCUACAAGGAGUUCAACGCCCUCAAGUCUCACCUGGGUGACCUCACCGAGAAGUUCACCGCCAUAGAAACCUUCAUCGACGAGGUGAAGGCGGGUCGAGCCGCCAACACCAGCCCGGCUGCAGCUGGUCCCGGUCCGGCUCCAGCUCCGGCUCCGGUGCCCAGACAGACCGGCAGGAGGGUGAUGAAGAAGAAGGCCACCUCCUCCUCCUCCAACUAACUGCUUCUUCUGCACUAAUUUCUGCUUCUCAGUCUGUUUGUCAGCUCAUAUAAUCCCACUGUGAAGCCAGAAAUGUUAAAUAAUCCAAAGUCUGUUAGAAAUCGUAAAAAAAACUACCAGAUGCUAGCUUGAAUGUGCUGCGUAAUUAUCACAAUUAGCAUUAGCGUUAGCAUAGUCACCUAUUUCAUGGCUUGGCUGAAAAAGUGAUUUGUUGGGUUAAUAAAGAUGUUAAAACGAUAAAUAUCUUUACUCUGUAAAUUUGUCAACACAUCCAAGUUAUGACCUGGUAGCUUCUAAAUACUCUGUGCCUAAUAAGGAACAUUUCUGACACAAAAUGGAGAAAAUUCACCAUUUCUAGCUUCACACUGCUGGCAAACCUUUCUUUAACUUCAUUAUCAUCAUGAGGUUGUACGAUGUGAGCUCCUGCACAGUAAAUUUAGCCUUAACACAAAUUAACACAAUUUAAUGGGCAAAAUUAUAUAAAUUCUGAAUAAGACUUCAAAUUCACAUCAGUUUACAAUCAUUACUUGUUGCAGGUUUCAUGCUGUGAUGCAAAUUUAUCAAUAAUUUACUGAUAUUUUACAAAAUUUCCCUGUUUUGUUAAAUUAAGGCCAAUAACUAGUAAAAUAACUACAUUUGACAAUACAAUUACAGAAUUUAAAAGAAAAAUAUGCACUUAAAUCAAACAAAUAUUUUACAGAUAUUGCAUAUUAAAGUUUGAAAAAUAAUGUUUUGACUUAAUUUACAGAUUUUCCCUGAUUUGUUAAAUUACAAGCAAUAAGUACUGAAGUUUUAGAGAAACAUUCAUUUACCUACAUAAAUGAUGCUGAAAAAUCUGUUUUAAAAUAGGAAUUUGUUUUCCUGCAGUGUUUGGUCUAUUUAAAUCAUUUAAAAAUAUCAUUUUACAGGUAUUUGCUAAAAAAAAAAAAAAAAAAAAAAAGACACCAAAAAAGUAGAAUAAUGAUUUUAAAAUGGUAAAAUAAUUGUUUUUGCAUCUGUUAUUUUACACAUUUGCCCUGUUUUGUUAAAAAAAAAAAAGAAUGAUAUCUAGUAAAAAUCACAGAAAAAGGAUUAACAUUUCAAAAGCAGGCCAAAUCUGUACUUUUUGCUAAUAAUAAUUCUUUUUUUUUUUGCCAGACAUGCCUGUAAAAUUACACUGCAUUUAAAUCUACAAAAACAAUGUUUUACAGUUUUUACGUUACAUCGUUUCACCAUUUUUCCCGGCAGAUUUCUCAUUCUUAACAGUGUACUGCAAUUUUUAAUCCUCCAUAGUUUCAUUAUUUUACUGUCAGGCUCACAAGAAACAUCUCUACUCACAAAAAUGUAAUUUUAAAGCUAAAUUCUACAACAGCAGCUUCUUAGAUGUGAAUAUCUGCAAGUUUUCUAUGAUAUUAAACUGAAAAUCUGGGCGUUUUGACUGAACAAAACAAUUUCACCAUGUUAAUUUUUGAAAUUUUUAGAAACCAAACAAUCAGUUUUUGCAGAAAAUGAUUUCUGUCAGUUCUAAAAUUGUAUCUCAGGUGUUUAUUUAGUUAAACAACAACAAAUUGUGAUUUGGACGAUGUUUAAAGAUGCAAAUGUGGUCACGUUUAUACAAAUGUACACAAAUUUGCAUCACUUCUCAAAAAUAAAAAUCUGAAUUUUGGAUAAAACUAGCUUCCAAAUUUGCAUUUCAUAUUCUAGUCAAAUGUUUUUAAUGAGGGGAUUUCGGUUUUUAGCAUUAUUUUGUUCCUGUAAAUAUGGUUUUUAGAAUAAAUGUCCCAUAACUCAGGCUGUGAGUGAUAAAUGAACCUUCAGUUUGGUGAGAGUAAAAGCUCCUAAAAUGAAGAUUUGCAAAAACAAACUGUUCUAAAAACAAACCUUUAAAUGUGGAUUUUGGAUGUUUUCUUCCUUCUAGUCUGGAAAAAAAAAAAAAAAACGGUCUAAAAUCUGCACAUGUUACCUGGUGAACGUUCCAGUAACUGAUUUAAGGUGUUCUGGUUCCAGUGUUUGUUUUCUGUCGCUGCUUCAAAUGAAAUAAACUCUUUAAUUGCA
Acanthochromis polyacanthus (spiny chromis) is the source of this 2967-nucleotide messenger RNA. RefSeq lists its product as uncharacterized. The record is from RefSeq and is a predicted model, not a curated record. NCBI's taxonomy places the organism in Eukaryota, Metazoa, Chordata, Actinopteri, Pomacentridae. The transcript has 4 exons. The coding region runs from base 145 to 933 and encodes 262 amino acids.